Molecule: messenger RNA, 618 nt
Organism: Asparagus officinalis (garden asparagus)
Lineage: Eukaryota; Viridiplantae; Streptophyta; Magnoliopsida; Asparagales; Asparagaceae
Product: probable protein S-acyltransferase 16
Exons: 7
Coding region: 1-618 (205 amino acids)
Molecular function (GO): palmitoyltransferase activity
Source: RefSeq, a predicted model, not a curated record
AUGCGCAACGUCUUAUGUGAGGUUCAGGGCAAUAUCCUGAAAGCAUUUUACCCAGAGUACUCUUAUUUAACCGUCUUGAGUUUAAUUGCAUUGCAGGGUGGAGACUUGAGAUAUUGUCAAAAGUGCUCUCAUUAUAAACCUCCUCGUGCGCACCAUUGUCGUGUUUGCAAAAGAUGUGUUCUGAGGAUGGACCAUCACUGUGUCUGGAUAAAUAAUUGUGUUGGGCAUGCAAAUUACAAAGUUUUCUUAGUUUUUGUGUUGUAUGUUGUGAUUGCCUGCAUUCACUCUAUGGUUCUUCUCUUUGGCAGUGUUGUUCAUGAUAUGCACAAGGAUCAACAGCAGAAUGGAGGCUCUUUUAGGACAUCAUAUAUUAUUUGUGGUGUUUUGCUUAUUCCCCUUACAUUGGCGUUAAGUGUUCUUUUGGGUUGGCAUAUCUAUCUGAUCUUGCAUAAUAAGACAACUAUAGAGUAUCAUGAAGGAGUGAGGGCCAUGUGGUUGGCAGAAAAAGUUGGAAAUAUUUAUAGACAUCCAUUUGACCUUGGUGUCUAUGAAAACCUAGUUUCGGUUAAGUGUAUUUCAUGGCAUGGACUAAUUGAUGUUGAAUUUUGUAUAAUGUAG